Molecule: messenger RNA, 2119 nt
Organism: Chelmon rostratus (copperband butterflyfish)
Lineage: Eukaryota; Metazoa; Chordata; Actinopteri; Chaetodontiformes; Chaetodontidae
Gene: ltap1
Product: chromosome 8 C1orf43 homolog
Exons: 7
Coding region: 190-966 (258 amino acids)
Biological process (GO): phagocytosis
Source: RefSeq, a predicted model, not a curated record
UGUAACGAGCAGGAGCACUUUAUGUUCCUCAAGUUCCCUGUUUUGUGCCUUCCGUUUAACGUUAGCUUGAUGUGUUUUGUAAACUGCCACCUAAAUGAAACCGCCUGCCUUUAAAAGGACCGUUUGACGUGCUGUCGUCAUUUAGAAAGCGUUCAUGUUAGUUAGCUGAGAGAAAAACUCCGUUUCAAAAUGCGGAAUGACUCUCUUCUGUCCAGUAUUAACGUGGUCCUUGUUAUGGCCUACGGAAGUCUGGUGUUUGUUUUGCUGUUCAUCUUUGUCAAAAGACAAAUUAUGCGAUUUGCUAUGAAGUCUCGGAGAGGACCACAUGUUCCCCUUGGCCACAAUGCUCCUAAGGAGCUAAAACAAGAAAUUGAAGCCAAACUGUGCGAGGUCCAGAAAAUCCACUUUGAACCUCGUCUGCUGUCCCCAGAUGAUGACCGGCUAGAGCACAGAGAACAGUGUGGUUCCUAUGACUACCUGUACAGGAUGAGAGCACUGGAUGCCAUCAGAGACACUGAUCUCCCUUUUCGUGAGCUGGGCGGGACGUCCACCGCUGUGACGGGUAAAAGACUUCGGACCUGGCUUCUGCAGUUGCGAAAUUCUCAAUGCAUGUUCCGAGACAGUCUGAGCUCCCUCGUCGACACGGUGCUGGACGGGUACAAUAAAGCACGGCACGGGGCAGAGACGUUUGGUGAAGCAGAAUUUUUAAAAUACCAGGAAGCUCUAACUGAGCUGGCCUCCGUUGUCAAGUCUCAGAGCAGCAGCGGCAGUUCUCCCAGCCGACACCACCAGUCUGCAGCAAAAGAUCUGACCAGCACCACGGAGCCUGCGAGCUCUUCCUCCUCCUCCCCCACCCAAACCACCUACCUCACAUCUACAACGCAGCAGCGCAGCAAGCGGCCCAGACACUUCCUGGAGCUGAAGAACUUCAAAGACAACUACAACACUCUGGACAGUUCGUUCUGAACAUGUGUGACGCCCGUCCAAAAGAACAAGGUAGUGCUGCAACUGAUUAAAGUGCCUAUGGACGGCCACGGGUCACUGUCGCCACAUAGUCUAGAGUGAAAUGAUAAAAACACUGCCUUCAUAUAUUAACACAUAUUGCCUGGUUUACAGUAAAGUGCAUAUCAGACUACUGGCACAGUGCUUUUUGCCUAAGUGUAGAUUAUACGUAUAUCCUGUAUUAAUGCAUGUAGGAGUGCUUUGAUUGGAUAGAGAAAUGACUAUAGUAAGUGACUAUGGUAAGUAGGGUUGAUUUGACCAAAACAAAACCAGAGUUAUUGGGCUAUGCAAUGGCAUAAGACAAUCAGUAUUUAUUGCACAAUGUAAAGGCCUAUGCAGACUUGUUACAAUUUACCAACUGUAUUUAAACAUGCUAAUAGCCAACAAUGAUUGUAGAGAAAACCAGUGUUGAAGGUAUGCUAUGCAGGAUUUUCAUUAAAAGAAAAAAUGUGUAGAAUCAAAAGUAUUCCCUCUCAAUCGUCAGGUAUGACCCACCUGAGGUGUGUGGUGGUGUAUCUGUCUGCAGAGACCCUGCCCUCUGCCUGUAUUUUUCUCUUAUUUUGCUGGGACAUUUCUGGGCUGCAGCCUUUGGCAGUGAGUGUGUAGCCCCCAUCCAAAAACAGCAUGCAGGUGAGGUCGGGACUUUAUAAGAAGGCUGCCAAAGCACCACCGACUGUUUGUUUACAAGCAGUAACCAACAGUUCCUGCAUAGCAUACCUUAAAUGGUUGCCUCACACUGAGAAAAACUCAGUUUUGUCACUUAUGUUUACGUCUUAUGCACUGUAUGUGUCUCUCAGUGAAUUUGACAGCCUGUUUGGUUUUGUUGUUUUUGAGCCUCAAAUGUUUGUUUUACAGAAGCCAUACUUGAUUUAAUGAAUUUUGAUCAUCAAGUGCUCUUUUCAGCAAUUUUUUCAGUGCAAUGUAAUUUAACAGUAUUUCAGUGCAUCAAUGCAUUCUGAAUGUGAGGUGUUGCAUCGCGGGUACGUCUCUUUCUUGACUUUUGUCUUUUUGUGUUUCACUUGGUAUCCAGGAGUCUCACGGAGGUAUUUUCAUGCCUGAAUAAUUUUAUUGUCUGCGGUGCUUAUUGUACAAGACGCCAUCCAAAUAAAACAGUAAC